Exophiala mesophila is the source of this 1665-nucleotide messenger RNA. RefSeq lists its product as uncharacterized. Gene Ontology annotation, cellular component: eukaryotic translation initiation factor 3 complex, eIF3m. The record is from RefSeq and is a predicted model, not a curated record. NCBI's taxonomy places the organism in Eukaryota, Fungi, Ascomycota, Eurotiomycetes, Chaetothyriales, Herpotrichiellaceae. Gene Ontology annotation, biological process: translational initiation. The transcript has 2 exons. Bases 195 to 1256 code for a protein of 353 amino acids. Gene Ontology annotation, molecular function: translation initiation factor binding; translation initiation factor activity; metallopeptidase activity.
GGACGAGUGGGUUUCUUCUCUUCGACCCUCGUUCGACCACGACCACUGCAGUCCAGAUCAAUUUGACCACCGCAGUCUUGGUCUUGGAUCCUCCUCGAUAUCAAGUCUCUUCACACGGUGUUUCUUGAGACCAACAACACAAUACCAUCUCCCCCCUUCAGUGUGAUUCACAUCCACCUCCCACUCUGCCCAGCAUGGCGACCGCAGACGGUUCGCUUCACCUUACCCGUCCCCUGGGUCCUGUCGCCGUCGGCGCACAAAGCACCACUGCUCCUCUUCGAGUUGUCAUACAACCUCAAGCUCUCUUCUCCAUUCUCGACCACUGCUCCCGCCGCCCACUCGACCAACAACGGGUGAUUGGCACUCUACUGGGCACCCGCAGCGAUGCCGACGACUCGCAAGUGGUAGUCCAUUCGUCCUUUGCCGUCUCACACACCGAAACCACCGACCAGGUGGAAGUCGACAUGGAAUACCAAAAGGCCAUGCUCGCCCUCCACCUGCGCGCCAACCCCAAAGAAAUCCUCGUCGGCUGGUACGCCACCUCGUCUGAACUCAACACGUUUUCCGCCUUGAUCCAAAACCACUACAGCAGUCAAGGUGAAGGCACCUUCCCAUACCCAGCCGUUCACGUCACUGUCGCAGCCGUGCCUGGAAAAGACAUUGAAGUCCGAACCUAUAUUUCCUCUCCUGUGGGCGUCAACCCGGAAAGAGCCGCCGACUCAGCUGCAUUCGUCCCUGUGCCAUAUACGAUUGCGUACAGUGACGCAGACCGAGCGGGCCUCGACGCGGUGCGCAACAUUUCCGACACUGAGACCCGAAGCGGUGGAGUUCUGACGGAUAUUGAGAGCUUGGAAAAGUCACUGGAGGAUACGAUUGGAUUGUUGGACCGGGUGGCCAGAUACGUGGAGAACGUGAUUGAAGAGGAGGAAGAGCCUUCUACGGCCCUAGGCCAAUUCUUGCUCAACACCCUCGCAUUGGCACCCAAGGUUGAAGCCGCCGAGAUUGAAAAGGAUUUCAACAACCAUGUUCAGGACGUUUUGACUGUUUCAUACCUGGCCAACACCAUCCGCACACAAAUGGACCUGUCCAACAGAUUAGCAACUGCUCAAUUGACCAUCGGUGGUGGCGACUCAACCGCAGGUGCCGGCUCCAACGACAAAGAAGGCGGUGGGCGAGGAGAGAGGAGACAAAACAGACAAGGAGGUGGCCAGAACCGACAGAAUCGGGCAGAUAGCCUGACGGUUUCGAAUUUGUGAGCAGACAAAAGGGAUUCGCCGUUGGAGACGAUUCUCAUGUUUUCUCUCUAAAGCUAUGAUACAUGAUGCGAGGUUAUCUAUGAACAUGGUGCAUGCGUGAUGUGCCCGGUGCCUUUUUGGACUUGUCGUUCAAUUUCAAGGCCUGAUAGACACAGAAAAAGUCCGGCGUCUGGGGUCGUGAUACAGAAGAUCAAGGCACAGGCCUUGUGGGGGCAUAGCACCUGUUCUUGUUCAGGUGAUAUCCACACCAGGAUCGACCCAAUGCAUAGCAAGAGUUGAGUCGUGGUGGGUAUGACUGCUGAGGAUCUGGCAAGCUACCAUGUGUUUGCCGUUGGACAGCUCCGGCUGUCAUAGGUAGAAAGUGGGCUUGGAUGAGCCUUUUCAGACAAUCGAUAUUGAGAGAUGAUUU